Messenger RNA from Erigeron canadensis, 2665 nucleotides. RefSeq lists its product as uncharacterized. The record is from RefSeq and is a predicted model, not a curated record. NCBI's taxonomy places the organism in Eukaryota, Viridiplantae, Streptophyta, Magnoliopsida, Asterales, Asteraceae. The transcript has 6 exons. The coding region runs from base 579 to 2462 and encodes 627 amino acids.
CCCAUAGCCUUACGGUUCCCAAUCCCUUUUCUCUCCACACCUUCUUUUUUCUUUUCUCUCCCAUUUUUUUCCCACAAUUAUCAGUAAAUUAUAAAUGAAAUUCAUCAAAAACCUUAUAUAAAUUCCGAUCAUUCCUCUGUUAAUUAAUUAUUACAAAAGUCAAAAUCAUAAAGGCAGUUUAAUCGCAAUUACAUGAUCGUAAUCUCCACUGGUUCUGGGCUCCAUUUUGCGGAAUAAGCAAUGGAAUUCGGAUGUUAUUUCGCGUACAAAUUUCAAGGGAUUAUCGAUUGUGUAACAUGUGCUAUUUGGACUUUUGGGUUAGGUUUGGAAAUACCUGCACUGUCUUUUGAAGGGGCUGUAGCAAAGAUUGGAAACCGAGAGUCGAUAGGUUCUUUAUACGGGGCAUGAAAUUAAGAUAGGUUCCCCCAUCUGUUAAAUUAAUGCUGUAUGUGUAUAUUUAUAUCAUGAUAGGUUUUUUGGAUUGCUGGUUAUAAGUUUGUUGUAUUGAAUAAGAUAGUUAUAUACAGUAAAAAGUUAGUUUUAAUAAGUUUUAGGAAGGAAUAAAUAAGUUUUAAGUUAUGGGCCUGCCUCAUGUUUCUUCCUCUGGCAAAAUUGCUGAGGAAGUGACGGCAUCUUUUGGCACUUCGGUCCAAUCCCCACCUCGUUUUCAUGGAUUAAACACCUGUGACAUGAGUGGAAUGUAUGCCAGUCGUGUGUCUGGAGAACUUUCAAGAGAGCCAGAUAUUUCCAACUUGCACAUAGAUAAACAUGUCAAUUGGCAAAAACUUAGUUCUACAGAUAAGGUCUCAACGUUCACACGUAGAACUGGACGAAAUGUCCAAACUGCUGUUUCAAGAAUAGUGGGAUUUGAAUCGAAGGCAACAAGUUCUGCUGGUUUUGCCUUUGAUAAUAAUAGUCUUUCCUCUAGUGUGGGUAGUAGCAGUACUGAUAAAGUGACGGAUAACACUGGAAUUGUGGUUAAGAAAAAGUUAUCAUCAUCUUUGAAUGGUUUAAUUCUACCAAAUGAAUUCGACAGCGAGUCUCAGGAUGGCUCUCAGGUUAGUUCUGGUAAGAAUCUUAUUGCUGCCUUUGAAGAGCAUAAGAUUAAUAAUAUAGUGAUGCCCAAGUUUGUGACUCCUUUUGUGCUAUCACCAUCUAGUUUUGAACAAUGGAGGAAUGGGGAAAGUGUAAUAUAUGGGAAAAACACUGAUGGGCCUUUGCUUGAGAACACGGAUAUUCACUCUGUUGGUUCUUUCUCGUCUUCACCUAGAGUAGAUAGCAUAAACUCUGCACUAAGUUCUUUAAAUUCACCCAUAGCCAUACCUUCAAGAAAGGUGGUAUCAUCUCCCCUUUCUUUGUCGCCACUCGGUCCAAAAUUCAGUAGAACUUCAAAAUCGUCUAGGGUUAUCACCAACGACUUAGAUGAUAGUCGUUUAAAUUUGAAGGAUAUUGAGUUCUCUCUUGAUGGAACCAUCUCUGAUAUUCUAUCCUUUCAAAGAGAAGAAGAUUCUAAAGUUGUUAGAAAAUCCGAUCAUAAUGCAAUAGAGAGUAUGAUUGAAAUGGUGGGUGACUGGGGUCAAGAUUCAACCUUUUUGACCCAAAGUCCCAAGUUAUGCAGAACUCCAAGUGGACUGCAAGUAAGAAGAUCUUGGAUUGGUUCCUUUGAGGAGUCUUUGUUAUCAGGUCGUUUAGCUUCCGGAGCAGUUACUCAGAAAAUUGACGGGUUUCUUGCGGUCCUAAACAUUACUGGUGGAAGUUUUUCACCACACCCUCAGAAACUUCCAUUUGCAGUAACUAGUGUGGAUGGAGAUAACUUCUUACUAUACUACUCAUCCAUAGACCUUGCUGGGAAAUUACCGUCAAAUAAGCAUAAAGGUGAGAAAAUGAAGAAGAGUGUUGGCAUGGAUGACCCACAAGUGGAAACAAGCCGCUUGCGUGUACCUAUGAAAGGCCGCAUACAGCUGGUUCUUAGCAAUCCUGAAAAAACUCCAAUUCACACAUUCUUUUGUAGCUAUGACUUGAGUGACAUGCCAGCUGGGACCAAGACAUUUCUGCGCCAGAAAGUCACUCUAGCUUCCACAACACCGGUUUCUAAAACAAGCAGUGAAUUAACCAGUGCUGAAUGUGGAAAAAGUGAUGCAACCAAGUCUCCUUCAUCCGUGCAAAGUUCUCCAAAAGCUAACGAGAACUCAAAUAACUCGGGGGUCCUGCGUUAUGCUCUCCAUCUUCGUUUCCUCUGUCCAUUUUCUAAGAAAAAAUCGAGGAUGGUACAGAGGUGCAAAUCAGAUCCACCUUCCGUACCAGAAGAAAUUAGCAAAAAUAUCGGAGGAGAAAGGCGGUUCUACUUGUAUAAUGACAUGAGGGUUGUAUUUCCUCAACGUCAUUCUGAUGCUGACGAAGGCAAGUUACAUGCGGAGUAUCAUUAUCCAUCAGAUCCCAAGUACUUCGACAUUAGCAACUAAAAGGCCUUGUUACAGCUCGGUUUGUUCUUCUGUAUGUAUAUUUAAAUAAAAGUAACAUUUAGUCAUCUUCUAUGUUGAUGGAGCAAACCCGCCCAUCAUUGUUGUACAGAUUAUCAUUUAGAAGUUAGAAUUUCUCAUUGAAAGGUUGAUACACCACAUGUAAAUUUGUACAUUCUUUCAAGUAAUAAAUUAACUUUCUUCAA